Molecule: messenger RNA, 1255 nt
Organism: Dreissena polymorpha
Lineage: Eukaryota; Metazoa; Mollusca; Bivalvia; Myida; Dreissenidae
Exons: 7
Coding region: 167-1255 (362 amino acids)
Source: RefSeq, a predicted model, not a curated record
UUUACUUGGACUUGGAUUGUUUAAUCACACGUUUAUUUAUUUUUCAUAUUUUUUCGUACAUUUAUUUAUUUUUCAUCUUGUGUCGUACGUUUAUUUAUUUGUCAUAUUUUGUCGUAGAGAUAUACGUUUCUAAAGCAGUCUGUUGAGAAGAUUUCAUAUUGGAGCCAUGCAAAGCCCAGGGUUGGAAUAUCUGAUGAUGCUUUUCGUUGUCUGCCGCAUAGAGGACGUGUCUUCAGAUCACGAGCACACGCACCCCGUGUUGAGGAACUUCCAGAGUUGGGUCAGCGACAAGUUUUCAUCGGAGUCGCUGGAGGACCCACAGGCAACAAAAAGCUUUCUAAAAAUCGUAUUUGCAAGACUGAACACGCUUCGCUCUGAGAUCCCGUGCGGCAGGCAUGGCGGUGGGGCCGAUGCUCGCUCUGACAAUUCAAAUCAUCUAGAUAGGGUUGAGCAAGCCAUUGUGGAACAAGUUUGCAAACACAGUAACUGUAAGUUUAAGGAUAUUCUACGGUCGCCAGAAUAUUUGAAGAUGUUUUGUAAACUGACGCUGACGAGCGCCUUAUUCCCGGAACACAUAUGCAAUGCAAACUGGACGUCUUCGGAUGAAUUCGAUGAUGUCAAUAUGUUGAUGACGUCGGUUCGAAGACACUAUCGUAGGGAUGUAGCCUUUUCGAAUGGGCAUGGAGGGGCUUCUUCGCUGAAUAUAGUUUUUGAAACGGAAGCAUAUGCCAAUCGAUUCUUAUGUUUACGCGACAGACAUGUAUCAGAGGCGAUGAAUUUGAACAGAGGAGCGCACGCGGACUUGGGUAACGCGGAGGUCUUUGUCGUCCAUAAAAUUUUAGAAGGAUUUAACUUUAUCAACAACAGUGACUUAUGUCCCAUGGAUUUUCUGCACGAUUCGUAUUCCACGCUGCAACGACGGAGCGGCUUACAUGACCAUAUUUCAGUAAUAGACAGAAUCCUACACAACGCCGCUACGCUGACUAAAGGAGACAGUCAAAAACGCAGUAACGCAUUAAGGCGGGCUAUGUUUUCUAUGCAAGAAUUUCUAUCAACAAAAUCGUUGCUCGCGAGGGACGAAAGCAUAUCCAAAUAUUACCCAUCAAUGAGAAUACUGCAAGCUAAGAAAGACAUCGAUGGCGAUCGCGAUCAUCCGUCAGCUCACGGUGGUACCCAUAGCAAUCAGUUCUUGCACGAUGAUGGUAGACCUGACAGAAACGAUGUUGGAAUUCGGGUAUGCAUGAACAGUGUGUAG